CUCAGUCAAUGUGUAAGACCGAUAAUUGUUACACUCAUUGUUGCAUGUGAUAUGAAUAUAUGUGCAAUAGAUCCUUAUAGGUGUGGCAGCUGAUGCAACCUUGGGUGGUAUAUGCGGUUCAGAAGCCUCCCGUACCAGGUAGGUUCGGCACAGGUUCUCUUCGGUUUCUAUGCCCACGCCUGGUUUAGCACAAGUAGAGAGGGAGGGAGAGAGACUUGAUUGGGUUUGCUAAUGGGGCGUGAAAUCGAGCCUGAUUGUGGCUGCGAUGCAGUGGAGGAGGAGAAGAUGGUAGAAAUCAAUUUGAGAGUAAUCGGCCCAUGGCCGCCUUCUCGUAUCGCCGUUCCUUCUUCCAUCAAAGUGCGUGAUUUAAGAAAAUCAAUUGCCAAAAUUCGCCAUUUGCCUGUUGAAGCUUUGAAGCUUGUUUUGCAAGGAAACGUGUUGCAUGACAACCAAAACGGAGAUGAUAUAAUUGUUCAUCUCAAAAGUGGAGAUUCUUUGACAAUUGCCGUGAAACCAAAGUCUCCUGCCAAUCAUUUACGAGAUGAAUUUGACAAUGAUGAAGACGAGCUGAAGUUUCAUCUGCCACAAUCAAGUAGUUGGUGGAAAAAGAAGUUUUUCUUUGUAUUACGGGAUAGAUUGAAGCUUCCAGAUAUGUUUUUGAUGGCAAUUUUCUCAAUCAGCUUGAAGAUCUGGGCAAUCAUUGUUGUUUGGUUUGUUCUGGCACCUAUUGCCCAUAGAUUUGACAUUGGACCAUUAUAUAUACUUGGGACAGGAUUUGGAAUUAUUUUCUAUAAUCUGGGACAGCGGCAGCAUGGGGAACUCAGUGCCUACUCCAUAUUCAAUGAGGAUUUCAGAGAGCUUCCUGGAACUCUCAAUGCGGAUCACUUAGACAGAGACAUUAGGGCAGGUCGGCUUUGAACACCUUAAGUUGACAUGUUGUACACGUAAAACAAUCGAAGAGACAACCAUCACUUGCUAAUUAGUUAGGGGCUUAGGGCUAUAAACUAUCAUUGUCUAUCAUCUUUGUGUUGUAUUUGUAUAGGUUACGGACUGUUGUGGAACUUUGCAGGUGAUUUUAAAAUACAAUACAACAAGGCCUUCUUUUUGUAGCCCUACAUUUUUUUCAUGGUCUACAUUUUUGGUGAUGAACGCGUUGUGG
Messenger RNA from Cuscuta europaea, 1159 nucleotides. NCBI's taxonomy places the organism in Eukaryota, Viridiplantae, Streptophyta, Magnoliopsida, Solanales, Convolvulaceae. The record is from the annotation of a GenBank genome assembly.